AUGCCUUCCUUCUUCCAAUCUCCGGCAUCCUUCCGCGUCCGCUCCCUCGCCGACUCCAUCACCGACUCCGGCCUCAACUACAACUCCCGCCGAUCGAUCCCCUCCCCCUCUGCCGGCGACGCCCAACUACCGCUCCUCAUGGCGACCGCUCUCACAAACGUGACAAUGGCCGCCGCCUCCUCUGCCACCGGCGCCGACUUCAAUAUCCUCAACGACCACAGCUCUCACCCCAACUUCCUCCACCUCGCCGGAUUGGUAUGCGAGGCUGUCUUGGAGGUGGUGUUCGUCGCGCUUCCCGGCUACAUCGCCGCCGCGGUGGGCAUGUUCAACACCGAGAAUCAAAAGUUCGUCGCCGAGCUCAACGUCCUCGUCUUCACACCCUGUCUCAUCUUCACCAAGCUGGCCAGUCAAUUGAACGCGGAGAAGCUGGCGGAUCUUGCAGUGAUCCCAGUCAUCUUCAUCACGCAGACUCUCAUCUCCUUCGCCUCAGCACACCUCAUGGCGAUGCUGUUCGGCUUCCGAGGGAAGGCAAAAAGACGGCAGAAGAACUUCAUCGUGGCUAUGGGUGUGUUUGGCAACUCCAACUCGUUGCCCAUCUCGCUGGUCUUGAGUUUGUCGCACACUAUCAGUGGGCUGCAUUGGGACAAGGUUCCGGGGGACAACGACAACGAGGUGGGCGCGAGGGGCAUUCUCUACUUAUUGAUAUUCCAGCAGCUGGGCCAGCUGGUGAGGUGGACCUGGGGGUUUAAUGUGCUGCUGAAGCCUAAGAGUGCUUAUGAAGAAGAGGACAAGGCGGCUGAAGAGGCGAAUGCAGAGGACAGGAUUGCCGAGGAAGGGAGGUACACGGACGACUCUGGGAGUCAGGAAGAUUUGCUUGUGGGCGCGAAGAAGAACGGCAAGCCGACGGACUCUGGGUUUGGGAGUGGCACUCAAACACCUGCGAGCAGUGCCAGUACCACCUCUUCAGAAGGCGACGACGAGGACACGCCGCUGAUGGUCGGCGCAACACCCACGAACGGCAAUCUCACGAACGAGCCAGACGACAUCAGCCCCUCGAGCUCAAAAUCCACCGGCGCCGCACCCGACGGCGCCCUCUACCAACGCGCCCGCUCCCAAAACCACAUCACCACCUUCCCCAACUUCUCCCAGACCUCCGGCCCGGCGUCACCGCAAGACCACUCCGCCCAACCCUGGCACAAACGCGCCUACCACAACCUCCUCACCACGCUCAAAUCCCUCUCCACGCGCCUGUCCGCCAGCCUGGCGAAAUUUGGCCACGCCCUCUUCACCCGCCUCCCCUCACCCUUGCAAACCUUCCUCACCACCCUCCACAACUACAACGCCCGCUUCUGGCGCGGCGUCUGGCGCCAAAUGAACCCGCCCCUGUGGGCCAUGCUGCUCGCCCUCCUCGUCGCCUCCAUCCCCGCCUUACAGCGCCUUUUCUUCACCCCCGGCACCCUCGUCGCCAACUCCGUCACCCGCGCGAUCCAGCAAUCCGGCUCCGUCGCCGUCCCCUUAAUCCUGGUCGUGCUGGGCGCCAACCUCGCGCGCUCCACUCUCCCGCAGGACCAACUCGCCACGAGUCCAGAAGAAAAAGCCGAGGAGCGCAAACUCCUCAUCGCCUCCCUGAUCUCCCGCAUGGUCCUCCCCACCAUCAUCAUGGCGCCCAUCCUCGCGCUCAUGGCGAAAUUCCUCCCGAUAUCGAUCCUGGACGACCCGAUCUUCAUCAUCGUCUGUUUCCUGCUGACUGGCGCCCCGAGCGCGCUGCAGUUGGCGCAGAUCUGCCAGAUCAACGAGGUUUUCAUGGGGGCGAUGAGUAGUUUGCUGCUGGCGAGUUAUGUCGGGGCGAUUUUCCCGAGUACGUUGGUGCUGGUGUUGUUGGCGUUGGAGGUUGUGGAGUGGACUUCGGGAGACGCUGGAGGUUUGCGAGGGGAGAUAUGUGAAGCUCUGGAUGGAGGAAAGGAAAGGGUCGAGGAGCACGUGGGUAUGGAGGGGUUUGAGGGAAGGAAGGGGGGUGUACUUGUAUCACACGACCGUCACGACACUACCUCCAAGGUGUUCUUCGAUCUGCACAUUCUGGCGUAG
This is a messenger RNA of Saxophila tyrrhenica, 2085 nucleotides long. RefSeq lists its product as uncharacterized. Gene Ontology annotation, cellular component: endoplasmic reticulum; membrane. The coding region runs from base 1 to 2085 and encodes 694 amino acids. Gene Ontology annotation, biological process: transmembrane transport. The transcript is spliced from 2 exons. NCBI's taxonomy places the organism in Eukaryota, Fungi, Ascomycota, Dothideomycetes, Mycosphaerellales, Extremaceae. The record is from RefSeq and is a predicted model, not a curated record.